GGAGGCGGGGGAGGUAAUGGAAGCGGACCGGAGCAGAACGGACAGCCCCCUGCCGCCGCUCGGCCUCCUCGUGUGGUGGAGACUGAGGAGGACGAAGACGAAGAGCUGACUCUUAAAUACGGGGCCAAGCACGUCAUCAUGCUGUUUGUUCCUGUGACCCUCUGCAUGGUGGUUGUCGUGGCGACCAUUAAAUCGGUCAGCUUCUACACUCAGAACGACGGGCAAAGAUUGAUCUACACACCGUUCCCUGAGGACACGGACACAGUAGGACAAAGAGCCGUCAACUCCAUCCUGAACGCCACCAUCAUGAUCACUGUGAUCAUCGUCAUGACCCUGGUGCUGGUGCUGUUGUACAAGUACCGCUGCUACAAGGUGAUCCAAGGCUGGCUCUUCCUCUCCUCCCUCCUGCUGCUCUUCUUCUUCUCCUACAUCUACCUCAAGGAGGUUUUCAAGACCUACAAUGUGGCCAUGGACUACUUCACCCUGGCGGUAAUCAUUUGGAACUUCGGAGUGGUGGGCAUGAUGUGUAUUCACUGGAAAGGACCUCUGCGGCUCCAGCAGGCCUACCUCAUCAUGAUCAGCGCCCUCAUGGCUCUAGUUUUCAUCAAGUACCUGCCAGAGUGGACCGCCUGGCUCAUUUUAGCCGUCAUCUCUGUCUACGAUCUGUUAGCCGUGCUCUGUCCCAAAGGGCCGCUGAGGAUCCUGGUGGAGACGGCUCAGGAGAGGAAUGAACCCAUCUUUCCAGCGCUCAUCUACUCCUCUACGAUGGUGUGGCUCGUCAACAUGGCCGACACGGAGUGGCCCAAGAGGAACUCGACAGAAGCAGCAACAGCUCAGCAAGAGGCCCCCGAAGGCGUCGCGACCCCGGCUCCCUCCGUUCUGUCACAGGACGACGGAGGUUUCAACCCCUCCUGGGUCAACCAGCAGCAGCACCAGCUGGGGCCGAUCCAGUCCACCGAGGACACCAGGCGGGAGAUCCAGCAGAUGCCGUCAGCUCGUCCUCCUGUUGAUGACGACGACGAGGAGAGGGGCGUGAAGCUGGGACUCGGAGACUUCAUCUUCUACAGCAUGCUGGUGGGGAAGGCCUCGGCCAGCGGCGACUGGAACACCACGCUCGCCUGCUUCGUUGCCAUCCUCAUUGGCCUGUGUCUGACCCUUCUCCUCCUCGCCAUCUUCAAGAAGGCGCUCCCCGCUCUGCCCAUCUCCAUCUUCUUCGGCCUCGUCUUCUACUUCGCCACGGACAACUUGGUGCAGCCCUUCAUGGACAGGCUGGCGCUCCACCAGUUCUACAUUUAGCAGGACGCUGCCCUGGUAACUCUCACCCACAUAGCCCUCCGGCCAACAACACGACCACGGCGGUCCCUUCACAGCCGGGGAACAAAAGGGGCGAUGCGGGGCCUCUCCCGCCCCCACAUCCCCUUCCUAAAGAACUCAUGAUGACGGGACACAAGUUGUUUUUGUUCAGCCUUUUUUUUCCCCCGGCGCCAAGGGAGGGUUUCCCCCUUACGACAGCAGCUGUUCUUAUAUAUUUUAUUUGCGUUUUAAACCAAGAAGUGACAUUUUCCCCGCUCAACUCGGGGGGGGGCUCAUCUUCAAAAUUGCCGAUCAGCGGCCGGUCUCAGGCUCAAUCCAAACGACGAGAAGUCAGCGGGAAUCUUUUUAUUUCAACAGGGAAGCUCGUCUGCUCCUUGUUUUUCUCCGCAGCGCCCUGCUUCACAUUCAUACCGGGGAAGCUUCCCGCAGUCUUCUCCAGCUCGGGCUGUACAGCCGGUGCCUUGCUCAGGGACACCUCGGCGGAAGCUGUUGAGCAACAGGAGAUGAUUUCUUUAAAUCUCCCACUCCGAAGACUUUCAUUUUCAUUUUUACAACCACUGCACCCCCCCAAACUAAAAACCGAGAGUUGAAAGCCUUCACUGCUCUAAAGGACACUGUAAGAUGAUUCUGAUAAUAGAUGUGUAGUUUGAUUGUGUUUGACCUGUCAGUCACCAGACGUGCUUUUCUCACUGCUGUCAAAAAAAAUGAAGACGUGUUUUUUCCCCCCACCUUAAGACACAUGAAACCAGCGCUCUGAGACUGGAGCGAUUUAACACCACCCCCCCCCCCCCCCAAAAAAAAAAAUGUUCUCACGAUCAGAAAUGUGGAAAGAUUUACGUCUCUGGAGUAAAAUAUGAGUGUUAUUGUGACGCUGACUCAUCAGAGAUUUCACACAUUAUCUUGUAUUUUAACCCAAAGGCAUGUUUGAACACACAGCGUGCAGAGGGAGAAAAGUUCACACACACACACACACACACACACACACACACACCUGAGACUUGCCUGCCGUGUCAGCCGUGUACUGUCAGCCACUGAGCAGUUCUGCUGGAGCAGUCGGAGGUUCAGUGCCUUGCUCAAGGGCAUUUUUAGUCGUCGUCGUCGUCGUCGUCCUUAUCGUGUGACAGAAAUGUGCUUUUCAUUUUUCUUCCCGCACUGUGUUGUUGUUUUUUUUACGACCUUCUCCUACAGGGAUUGUAACCAUGUGAUCAUCUGGUCACAAACUCUGAACCUUUAGGCUACAGCCGCCCUCAUGACGCUUGCCUGGUGCUGUCUGGAACUAUGCUACAUCAAACCUGAAAAACGAUUUCCACUACACACAGAUACUCGUUUUUUCCUUUUUCGAGAUAUGCAUACGAUAAACUUUGUACUUUUUGAAACAUGGUGGUAAAUGUUUGACGGGGGUUUCUACACGGAUCAGAAAAAAUCAUCUUUGACAGAAAUGCUGUCUAAGUUUAGAAUAAGGAAUAAAAACUCUGAGUUGUGAUGAAUGUAGCUGAAGUUCAAUUUGAUCCUGAAGACAGAUCGAGCUUUAUUUGCCUAACUGCGUUUGAAUCAAGUUAAAAACAAACCAAAACGCUUCAAUGAGGUUUAAAAUAACAGUUUUGUUUCUGUGAGAAAAGAUAAGUGUAAGAACCCAAACUCUCUGGCUUCUCGUUCAUGUUUGAUCGAUGGGGGGAGGAGCUGCACUGAUUGCUCUUUGGUUGUAGUUGCACUCGAGGUUAACACUCGCAGAG
Molecule: messenger RNA, 3047 nt
Organism: Labrus mixtus (cuckoo wrasse)
Lineage: Eukaryota; Metazoa; Chordata; Actinopteri; Labriformes; Labridae
Gene: psen1
Product: presenilin 1
Exons: 9
Biological process (GO): smooth endoplasmic reticulum calcium ion homeostasis; amyloid-beta metabolic process; calcium ion transport
Cellular component (GO): cell surface; apical plasma membrane; nucleus
Molecular function (GO): aspartic endopeptidase activity, intramembrane cleaving; beta-catenin binding; cadherin binding
Source: RefSeq, a predicted model, not a curated record